Messenger RNA from Myodes glareolus (Bank vole), 766 nucleotides. It is a transcript of the gene Ppp1r14a, whose product is annotated as protein phosphatase 1 regulatory inhibitor subunit 14A. Gene Ontology annotation, cellular component: cytoplasm. Gene Ontology annotation, molecular function: protein serine/threonine phosphatase inhibitor activity. Gene Ontology annotation, biological process: regulation of phosphorylation. The record is from RefSeq and is a predicted model, not a curated record. NCBI's taxonomy places the organism in Eukaryota, Metazoa, Chordata, Mammalia, Rodentia, Cricetidae.
CCAGAGCGCUCUGAGCUGACUGUCCCGUCCCCUGCCCCAUCUGCAUCUCGCAGGACCCUGGCUUGAAGCCUGCACACUAGCCUGCUCGCCAGGGGAAACUGAGGCCCCGCGGCCGGAGCGGGGCGGGUCUCCCGAGAGCGAGCCCCCGCCCCCGGCGGCCCCGCCCCGGCCCGAAAGAGCCCCGAGCUCGAAGCAGAGCGCUAAGUGGGGACGGCGGGCGGCGGCGCGAUGGCAGCGCAGCGGCUGGGCAAGCGCGUGUUGAGCAAGCUUCAGUCCCCGUCGCGGACUCGCAGUCCGGGGGGCAGCCCCAGUGGGCUGCAGAAGCGGCACGCGCGAGUCACCGUCAAAUACGACCGGCGGGAGCUGCAGCGACGACUGGACGUGGAGAAGUGGAUCGACGGACGCUUGGAGGAGUUAUACCGCGGCAGGGAAGCAGAUAUGCCCGAUGAGGUCAACAUUGAUGAGCUGUUGCAAUUGGACAGCGAAGAGGAGAGAAGCCGCAAAAUCCAGGGACUCUUGAAGUCCUGCAGGAAUCCCACGGAGAACCCCGUUCUGUCCUCAGGACUUCGUCCAGGAGCUGCUGGCCAAGCUGCGGGGCCUGCACAAGCAGCCAGGCUUCCCACAGUCCAGCCGCUCAGAUGACCCCAGCCUGAGCCCCCGCCAGGACCGGGCCCACACCGCCCCACCCUGACCACGCCGGCCUCUGUAUUCCAUCCCCAAACGCCCAGAUUGUUUCUAAGUUGUAUUUAAUGGUUCUGUAACUGCC